Messenger RNA from Spinacia oleracea (spinach), 447 nucleotides. Its product is annotated as zinc finger BED domain-containing protein DAYSLEEPER-like. The record is from RefSeq and is a predicted model, not a curated record. The coding region runs from base 1 to 447 and encodes 148 amino acids. The transcript is spliced from 2 exons. Lineage: Eukaryota; Viridiplantae; Streptophyta; Magnoliopsida; Caryophyllales; Amaranthaceae.
AUGUCUAACCAAGUGGAAGAGGCAGUCCCUAAUGUCGCAGAGGCAGUUUCAGCUGCUUCAAGGAAGCUUAACAAAGCCAAAAGGAAGAUAAAAGACCGUUCAGAAGUGUGGGAGCACGUUCAAAAGACAUACACCUCUGAUGGGAUGAAAGCAAUCUCUGGAGAAACUAGUGGUUUAACUUAUCAUAAGUUUGAUGUUGCUAGUCUCAGGAAAGAUCUUGCGUUCAUGAUUGUUGUAGAUGAGUUGCCUUUUAAAUUUGUUGAGGGAAUUGGUUUUAAAUACUUUUGUAGUAUGAUGGAGCCUAGAUUUCAUGUUCCUUCUAAGAUAACAGUAGCAAAAGAUUGUUUUGCUUCUUACUUGAUUGAGAAAAGGAAACUAAAACAUGAGUUGAGGAAAUGCAAGUCUAGAGUUUCUUUAACCACUGAUACAUGGACUUCAACACAAUAA